Molecule: messenger RNA, 1260 nt
Organism: Thunnus maccoyii (southern bluefin tuna)
Lineage: Eukaryota; Metazoa; Chordata; Actinopteri; Scombriformes; Scombridae
Gene: dbx1a
Product: developing brain homeobox 1a
Exons: 6
Coding region: 273-1235 (320 amino acids)
Biological process (GO): regulation of transcription by RNA polymerase II; cell differentiation in spinal cord
Molecular function (GO): DNA binding; DNA-binding transcription factor activity, RNA polymerase II-specific
Source: RefSeq, a predicted model, not a curated record
UGAAGUUUUCCUCCAGAGUCUUCAUGUCCUCAGCCAUGCUGUGUGCCAAAACAAAUCGACUGCUCUCUUAGCAUCAUUCAUAAUUUCAGUGAAUGCAGCGCGGCCUGUGAGCCGACUGGUUUCUUUCUGCCAGUGGGACGGGUGUCUAAUGGGUCAAUAAUAAGCCGUGACUAACCGUCUCCCUGAGGAGCAGCUUGGCCAGACACACACUCACAGAAAGCAGCAGAAAGCUGACACAAGGAGUAUUUCAGACAUUUUCCAAGUCCGGGACCAUGAUGAUCCCAAGCGUCAUCGCGCCUCCUGCCUUCUACCCGGGUCUCUACCGGCCCGCCGCGACUCUGCCGCUCCACCAGACCCUGCCGACCGCCUUCCCGACCCACUCCAGCUUUCUAGUGGAGGACCUGCUGCGGAUAAGCCGACCCGCCGCCUUCAUAAACCGGACUGCCCCGUCUGUGAGCGGCUCCCUGCCCACAGACACCACCACCGUGUCUUUCAGCGCCGGGCCCUUGGAGCGCGCAGUGGCUACGACCGCGGUGACGCGCGAAACGUGUUCGCCGAAAACGUCGGUGCCCAGCAGUAAGGACCCAACUUUUCUCAAGUUUGGAGUGAGCGCCAUCCUCGCACCUUCACCAAAGACCACGUCCUCACACCCUACAGUCCACAGCCUGCACUCCAAGACCUUCCCCAUCCCCUGCUUUGACGGAACCUUUCACCCCAUAUUCAGGACGCCUUAUUUACCAGCAUCGUCAUCCGUUGUUCCCAUCCCCGGGACUUUUUCGUGGCCCCUGGCUGCAAGAGGGAAACCCCGGAGAGGGAUGCUAAGGAGGGCGGUGUUCUCCGAUGUGCAGCGCAAGGCCUUGGAGAAAAUGUUCCAGAAACAGAAAUACAUCAGCAAGCCCGACAGGAAGAAACUGGCUUCUAAACUGGGGCUAAAGGACUCACAGGUGAAAAUCUGGUUCCAGAACCGAAGGAUGAAAUGGAGGAACUCCAAGGAACGGGAGCUGCUGUCGUCCGGUGGCUGCCGCGAACAGACGCUGCCCACCAAAGCCAACCCGCACCCGGACCUCAGCGACGUGGGCAAGAAGUCCUCAGCCGAGGAUGACGAGGAGGAGGAAGAGGAAGCGUUCGGCAGAGAGAGAAUGAGGGCGGCAGGCUCCAGCAUCUCCUCUCCCUCUCUCUCCAGUAAGCACUCAGACUUUUCAGAGUCAGACGAAGAAGAAAUAACAGUAUCUUAAUUUAUUUUUUCCUUUUUUUUUUUUU